CGCUCCGAGUAGCGUGUCUGAUUCCCGUCAACGCGCAUCUGUCAAACGUUACGAUAUCGUUAAAAACAAUUAAUUUUUAUCAGUGUGAAAUGUCGGGAUAAUAAUUAGUUGUCGAUAAGCAACAUGGCUCGCACUGUGCUGGCGGGCGGAGCGUUGCUCUGCGCGCUGAGCCUGGCGCUGCAGACGCACGCGCUCACCCUGCUGCCACACGACGUGCGGCCUGGACAUGCCGUACGCCGCUUCGUCGGCAACCACUCGCGAUACACACUUCUCGACCCACAGUACUCCUCGUACUUCACGCUACUGGACAACGGACUUCUCAUGACCACCGCCGAUCUUGCACCGCUUCUCAACCAACCGGUCAGCCUCGCCAUUCUAGAACAAACUCCUUACAGUAGUUCGGCCCAUUCCAUAAAUCUACUGGUGAUGGAUCGCAGAAAAAUGAUUCAUUUCCCGACAACAGAUGACAUACGAGGAGAAAUACCUGAAAAUGCUCCUCCCGGUACCAUCGUCGACUUGCCCCCUAUAAGAGCGACAGCCUUUGCUGAUGUCGGACCUAUUGCUUACAAAAUUAUCAAAGGAAACGAAAAUUCCAUAUUUUCACUCCGGGAAAAGGGUAAAGGAGAUAGCGUAACAUCAGUAAGAUCAGUUGUCACUGAUGGUGAUAUAGAAAUUAUAUCUACCCAGUCUUUAGACACUGAAGACAAAAGUUUUUACAAUUUAGUUAUUCAAGCUACCGAUUUUCGUGGGGCCAAUAAGGCUAGCUUGCCGAUUCGAGUCGAUAUCACGAACGAAAACGACCAUACUCCAAUAUUUGAUCAAACCAUUUAUUACUUCGCUGUAAACGGAACUCCAACAGAAAAUGGGCCGAACGGGACUGGACAUUGGCAACGGUUCUCAAGUAUAGGAAAAGUGCACGCAUAUGAUGAAGACAAUGAUCGAGUUUAUUAUUCCCUUGCAAGUCACAGCAAUCUUGUAGUGAUAGUGCCCCAAACUGGAGAACUCAUUCUCGCUGGUGAACCUGAUAGUCAUGAAGUCGAACUGCAUGUUGUCGCACACGAUACUGGUUCUCCGCCACGCAAGAGUCAGCCCGCCCGGGUUUUCAUCGAGUUUGUUAUUCGUCAUCAACACAAAAAUUUACCUACACUUCAUCGUGAGAAACGACGGGUUACUCGAGCAGUCCGACCUACGAAACGAAUAGAAUUCACCGAAGCCGACGGCGAAGUAGAAGGACGAUCAGUUUUCACUCUUGAGAAAGAGACGGACCGUGAAACAUUCAAAAUAAGGGACGAAAAUCCGUGGGUUACUGUUGAACCUAGUGGAGCUGUGAAAGUUAAAAAGAAGUGGGAUUACGAAGAGCUGGGACCAGAGAAGACUAUCGACUUUUGGGUGACGAUCACCAACGCUGGAAAUGGAGAUACGGACAACCAGCGAGUUAUAAUCCACGUGAAGGAUGUUAACGAUGAACCCCCUUACUUCAUCAACCGACCCUUGCCGAUGCAGACAGUUGUUCAGCUCAACGCGGCUCCUAAUACUCCUGUCUUUACUCUGCAAGCCAGAGAUCCUGAUACAGACCACAAUAUCCAUUACUUCAUCGUCAGAGACAGGACCGGUGGAAGAUUUGAGGUCGAUGAGCGAUCAGGUGUCGUCCGCACUAAAGGAACUGAUCCGUUCCAGUUGGAUAUGGAAUACGUUUUGUAUGUGAAGGCUGAAGACCAGAGUGGCCGUGUGGAUGAGCGGAGGUUCCAGUCGACAGCUGAAGAGCGCCUGAGCAUCGUCGGAGGCAAGAGAGCGCCACAGUUCUACUUGCAGAGCUACGAGGCCGAGAUUGCUGAGAACCAGAAGAAAGACUCCGACAUAAUAUCAGUCAAAGCGAAGUCAUUCGCCGAUCGCGAAAUACGCUACACGCUGAAGGCCCAGGGCCAGGGGGCUGGCACAUUCAACAUCGGACCUACUUCUGGCAUUGUUAAGCUGGCCAAGGAAUUGGACUUCGAAGACUUGAGGCAACCGCACGUGUACUCCCUGGUAGUCACGGCAACAGAAGAUUCUGGAGGAUUCUCUACAUCUGUCGAGCUAACGAUUCGAGUUACUGACGUGAACGAUAACGCUCCAAAAUUCGAGUUACCCGACUACCAAGCCCAUAACGUAGACGAAGAUAUCCCGCUUGGUACGAGUAUACUAAGGGUCAAGGCUAUGGAUGCUGAUUCUGGGAAAAAUGCCGAAAUCGAAUAUCUAGUUUCAGACGAUCACUUCAGUGUGGACUCCAAUGGCAUCAUAACGAACAACAAACAAUUAGACGCAGAUAACAACAACGCUUACUACGAAUUCGUCGUCACUGCUAAAGAUAAAGGAGAACCAGCGAAGACUGGUACGGCGACGGUCCGAGUUUACACUAAAAACAAAAAUGACGAAGAGCCCAAGUUCUCGCAACAAGUAUACACGCCAAAUGUAGACGAAAAUGCUGGACCUAACACGUUAGUUACAACGGUUGUGGCAUCAGAUAAAGAUGGUGACAACGUCCGUUUUGGUUUUGUCGGUGGAGGCACCAGUUCUGGACAAUUUGUUAUAGAAGAAAUCACCGGUGUGAUACGACUGCACAAUAAAGCUAUAUCAUUAGAUAGAGACAAAUACGAACUUAAUGUGACUGCGAUGGACGAUGGAGCUUGUUGUGUAAAUGGAGACGCUACGAUACACACUUCGACUGCUGUUGUUGUUGUUUUCAUAACAGACGUUAACGAUAAUAAACCCAUAUUUAAAGAUUGUCCAACAUAUUUCCCUAAAGUAGAGGAAGGCGCCCCAAACGGUAGUCCAGUUAUUAAAGUACAUGCUACAGAUGAAGAUAAAGGUGUAAACGGUCAAGUGAAGUAUUCAAUAGUACAACAACCCAACCAAAAAGGGACUAAAUUCACUGUUGAUGAAGAAACUGGAGAGGUAUCUACAAAUAAAGUGUUUGAUCGAGAGGGAGAUGAUGGAAAGUUUGUGUCAGUGACAGUGAAAGCUACCGAUCAAGGAGAGCCUUCCCUAGAAGGUGUUUGUUCUUUUACGGUAGAAAUAACAGACGUCAAUGAUAACCCACCGCUAUUCGACAGACAAAAAUAUGUGGAGAACGUAAAACAAGACGCCAGUAUUGGCACAAACAUUCUCAGAGUAUCAGCAUCUGAUGAAGAUGCUGAUAAUAAUGGCGCCAUUGUAUAUACUUUAAGUGCGCCUUUUAAUCCUGCCGAUAUUGAAUAUUUUGAAAUUCAACCUGAAUCAGGUUGGAUAAUUUUGAAGAAACCUCUCGACCGGGACAGGUAUCGACUGCGCGUGCGGGCCUCCGACAGAGGCGCCCCGCCCUCCUCCGCAGACGUGGACGUUGAAUUAGACGUGGUAGACAGGAACAAUAAGCCCCCCAUCUGGGACAUGUCCACGUAUGGCCCCGUUCACAUCAAAGAGAAUGUCACAGUGGGUACCGUAGUGACCAGUGUGAAAGCCAGCUCGGGCAUUGAGAAUAACCCGACCGUGUUCUACCGCCUAAUGCCUGGAUCGACCGCCCAGACCAACAAAUUCCACACUUUCUAUUUACAACAGAGGGCCGACAACGGCUUCACUUGGGCCGAUAUAAAAGUUAAUCACCCAUUGGAUUAUGAAAGUAUCAAGGAAUACAAUCUUACAAUUCGAGUUGAGAACAAUGGUGCCCAGCAACUUGCUUCCGAGACCACGGUUUUCAUCAUGCUUGAAGAUGUCAAUGAUGAGAUUCCUCUGUUUACGGAGAGGGAACAAGAAACAGUGUUAGAGGGAGAGCCCAUCGGGACCAAGGUGACGCAGGUCAACGCGAUAGAUAAAGACGGCACGUUUCCUAAUAACCAGGUGUAUUACUACAUCGUCGAUUCGCCACGGAACGAGGGGAAGGACUUCUUCGAGAUCAGCAUGCAGACAGGCGAGAUCUUCACCAAGGUGGUGUUCGACAGAGAGAAGCAGGGGGCCUACGCCCUGGAGGUGGAAGCCAGGGACGGAGCUCCAUCAGCGCGCCCCAACUCCGACAACCAACCGAAUUCAGUGACCAAGUUCAUCCGUAUAGGCAUCGCGGACAAGAAUGACAACCCGCCGUACUUCGACAAGGAGCUGUACGAGGCUGAGGUCGACGAGAAUGAGGACAUCCAGCACACAGUUCUCACCGUCACCGCCAAAGAUCACGAUGAAUCAUCGCGUAUUCGAUACGAGAUCACGAGCGGGAACAUAGGUGGCGCCUUCGCCGUCAAGAACAUGACGGGCGCGAUCUACGUGGCGGGUGCACUCGACUACGAAACUAGGAAACGGUACGAGUUGAAGUUAGCCGCGUCCGAUAACCUGAAGGAGAACUACACCACCGUCGUAAUUCACGUGAAGGAUGUGAACGACAACCCGCCAGUGUUCGAGAGACCCACGUACCGCACGCAGAUCACAGAAGAAGACGACAGGAAUCUGCCCAAACGCGUCUUACAGUACGAGUUAACGCUGGUGGCAUCCGAUGGCCGUAACGAGAACGCCACCAGAGUGGUGAUCCGGGUGCUGGAUGUCAACGACCUGCCGCCACGCUUCACCCGCAGCGCUUACGUCACGCAAGCCCUGGAAGAAACUGGCCCCUACCCCCAUUCCCUUAUACAGGUGACGGCCACAGAUGGUGACAAAGAUAGACAACAAAACAUCGUAUAUUUCCUCACCGGUCAGGGUAUUGAUCCCGAUAAUCCAGCAAACAGCAAGUUCGACAUUAAUCGUACUACAGGAGAAAUAUUUGUCCUCAAACCCUUAGAUCGGGAUCAACCGAAUGGGCGACCUCAGUGGAGAUUCACUGUAUUUGCGCAGGACGAAGGAGGUGAAGGUCUCGUAGGCUACGCAGAUGUUCAAGUCAAUCUUAAAGACAUUAACGAUAAUGCGCCCAUUUUCCCUCAAGGAGUUUACUUUGGUAAUGUCACAGAAAAUGGCACAGCUGGCAUGGUUGUUAUGACAAUGACCGCCAUUGACUAUGAUGACCCUGCGGAAAGUAAUAACGCGAAGCUUUGGUAUUCUAUUGAGAAAAAUGUUAUCGAAGAAGAAACUGGAUCACCCAUUUUUGAAAUAGAACCCGAAACGGGAGUGAUAAAAACCGCUGUAUGUUGUUUGGACCGCGAAAGAACGCCAGAUUAUUCUAUACAAAUAGUAGCUUCAGAUGGUGGAGGGUUAAAAGGAACAGGGACGGCAUCGAUACGAGUAAAAGAUAUAAAUGAUAUGCCCCCGCAAUUCACGAAAGAUGAAUGGUUCACCGAAGUCGAUGAAACAGAUGGCACUAAUUUACCUGAAAUGCCAAUACUCACUGUGACGGUUCACGACGAAGAUGAAACAAAUAAAUUUCAAUAUAAAGUUAUUGAGAAUAGUGGUUAUGGUGCUGAUAAAUUUACUAUGGUACGGAAUAAUGACGGGACGGGUUCAUUGAAAAUAGUGCAGCCCUUAGAUUAUGAAGACCAGUUACAAAGUAAUGGCUUCAGGUUUAGAAUACAGGUUAAUGACAAAGGAGAAGAUAAUGACAAUGAUAAAUAUCAUGUAGCUUAUUCGUGGGUGGUAGUAAAACUAAGAGAUAUAAAUGACAAUAAACCACAAUUUGAGAGAGCAAAUAUAGAAGUCUCAGUUUAUGAAAAUGCGGAAGUUGGUAAGAGUUUGGAAACAUUUAAAGCAACAGAUCCGGAUCAAGGCGGCAAAAGCAAAGUAUCCUACGCUAUUGACAGAUCAUCGGAUAGAAAACGACAAUUUUCUAUAAAUCAAGAAGGUACAGUUAGUAUACAAAGGUCAUUAGACAGAGAAGAUACUCCGAGACAUCAAGUGAAAAUCUUAGCAAUUGAUGAUGGUGUUCCUCCAAGAACAGCUACCGCAACCUUGACCGUAAUUGUGCAAGAUAUAAAUGAUAACGCACCAACGUUCCUAAAAGAUUAUAGACCUGUUCUUACCGAGCACAUAACUCCCAAGAAAGUUGCAGAAAUAUUAGCCACCGAUGAUGAUGAUAGAUCGAAAAGUAAUGGCCCACCAUUCCAAUUCCGAUUAGAUCCUGGUGCAGAUGAUAUUAUUCGAGCAUCAUUUAAAGUUGAACAAGAUCAAAAAGGUGCUAAUGGAGACGGAAUGGCAAUUGUUUCGUCAUUACGAUCUUUUGAUAGAGAACAGCAAAAAGAAUAUCUUAUCCCAAUUAUUAUAAAAGAUCACGGAAAUCCAGCUAUGACCGGAACAAGUACUUUAACUGUUGUAAUUGGUGAUGUCAAUGAUAAUAAAAUGCAACCAGGUUCAAAAGAAAUCCUUGUUUAUAACUAUCAAGGUCAAGCUCCAGAUACAGAAAUUGGUCGAGUUUAUGUUUAUGAUCUAGAUGAUUGGGAUUUACCCGAUAAGAAAUUCUUCUGGGAAAGUACAGAACACCCUAAUUUCACAUUAAAUGAAGAAACAGGUAUGAUUCAAAUGAAACAUAAAACAAGAGAAGGAAGAUACCACCUAAAGUUUAAAGUAUAUGAUCGAAAACAUACUCAAACAGAUGUUCCUGCCAAUGUUACAGUAUAUGUCAAAGAAAUAUCUCACGAGGCUAUAAUAAACUCAGGAUCAAUACGAAUAUCGGGUAUAUCAGAUGAAGAUUUUGUAAGGGUCUGGAAUUAUAAGACCCUAAGUGUUUCUAGAAGCAAGUUGGAUAUAUUUAAAGAUAAAUUAGCAGAUUUGCUGAAUACCGAACGAGAAAAUAUUGACAUAUUCAGUGUUCAACUUAGAAAGAAACAUCCACCGGUAACAGAUAUAAGAUUUUCAGCACAUGGUGCACAUUAUUAUAAACCUAUUCGAUUAAACGGUAUAGUUUUGAUGCAUCGAGAAGAAAUUGAAAGGUCCGUUGGUAUAAAUAUAACGAUGGUUGGCAUUGAUGAGUGUAUUUAUGAAAAUCAAAUGUGUGAAGGUUCUUGUACUAAUGUUCUUGAUAUCAGCAAUUUACCGUAUAUGGUUAAUGCAAAUAAAACUGCCCUUGUUGGAGUAAGAGUCGAUGUAAUCGCAGAAUGUACUUGUGGAGCAAGAAAUUUCACCCAAGCAGAGACCUGCCGAAAUUCUCCAUGUUACAAUGGUGGUCGAUGUAUUGAAGGAAAAUACGAUUUAACAUGUUCGUGCCCCCCAGGUUAUACCGGACCAAGAUGUCAACAGACAUCUAGAAGUUUUAGAGGCACCGGUUGGGCUUGGUAUCCUGCCUUAGAAAUGUGCGACAAUUCUCAUUUAAGCUUUGAAUUUAUAACACGUAAAUCUGAAGGCGUAUUACUCUAUAAUGGGCCUAUAGUACCACCAGAACCUGAAGAAAUAAUGGUAUCAGAUUUUAUAUCUGUGGAAUUAGAAAGAGGAAAUCCAAGACUUUUGAUUGAUUUUGGAUCUGGAACUUUAGAACUAAGAGUCAAAACAAAGAAGUCUCUGGAUGACGGUGAAUGGCAUAGAAUAGAUAUCUUUUGGGAUACUGAGAAUGUCAGAAUGAUCGUCGAUUACUGCAAAUCUGCCGAUAUCCAAGAAAUGGAAGAUGGAACACCUCCAGAAUUUGAUGAUUCUACUUGUCAGGCUACGGGUACAAUACCUCCUUUCAAUGAAUACUUGAAUGUAAAUGCCCCAUUACAAAUUGGUGGAUUAUACAUAGAACAUUUUGAUCCAACCCAUUAUCAUUGGCAAUAUAUGCCUAUCGGAAAAGGUUUUGAUGGUUGUAUACGUAAUUUGAUACACAACAGUAAAUUAUAUGAUUUGGCGCACCCUGGUCUGUCGAGAAAUUCCGUUGCAGGAUGCCCGCAAACUGAAGAGAUUUGCAAUCAAGCAGAUACUACAUCAAGAUGCUGGGAACAUGGUACUUGCGUAGGAAGCUUUUCUGAAGCUAGGUGCCAAUGCCAGCCUGGUUGGACAGGACCCUCUUGUAACUUGCCAACUACGCCAACAAGUUUCAGACCUCAGAGUUAUGUCAAAUUUGCACUAAGUUUCGAGCCUGAUAGAUUUAGCACUCAAAUUCAACUGCGAUUCCGUACUCGUGAACCUCACGGAGAAUUAUUUAGGGUGAGCGACCAACAUAAUCGUGAAUAUGGUAUUCUGGAAGUAAAAGACUCACGAUUACACUUCAGAUAUAAUCUCAAUUCCCUUCGAACUGAAGAGAGGGAUGUAUGGCUUCAUUCAGUUCCUGUAGACGAUGGUCAGUGGCAUAUAGCACGUGUCAGUCGAUAUGGUAGUGCCGCCACAUUAGAAAUCGAUGGUGGCGAGGGAAGAAGAUAUAACGAGACUUUCACCUUCGAAGGACACCAGUGGCUAUUAGUAGACAAACAGGAAGGCGUUUACGCAGGAGGAAAAGCUGAAUAUACUGGUGUUAGAACUUUUGAAGUUUAUGCAGACUUCCAAAAAGGUUGCCUCGAUGAUAUUAGAUUAGAGGGCAAACAUUUGCCGUUACCGCCAGCGAUGAAUGGUACCCAAUGGGGUCAGGCUACCAUGGCAAGGAACCUAGAUCGCAACUGCCCCUCCAAUAGCCCCUGCAUCAAUGUAAACUGCGUUGAUCCAUUCGUUUGCGUUGACCUCUGGAAUGAAUUUGCCUGCACUUGCGGUGAUGGUUUGGUUUUAACGCCGGACCAGAAAGGUUGCGUAGACAAGAACGAGUGUCUCUACUUCCCGUGCCGCAACGGGGGCUCGUGCGUGAACCGCGAGCCCGGCUAUCGCUGUCACUGCCCCGAAGGGUUCUGGGGCGAGAACUGCGAACUCGUGCAAGAAGGCCGCACGCUCAAGCUCAGCAUGGGCGCGCUCGCCGCCAUCCUCGUCUGCCUUCUUAUAAUCAUGAUCUUGGUGCUCGUGUUCGUGGUAUACAACCGACGUCGUGAGGCGCACAUUAAGUACCCUGGACCAGACGAUGACGUGCGGGAGAACAUUAUCAAUUACGAUGACGAAGGAGGCGGAGAAGAUGACAUGACAGCCUUCGACAUCACUCCACUGCAGAUACCGAUAGGUGGACCAUUGCCUGAUCAUGCACCUGCUAAAAUGCCAUAUCCGCUAAUGGGUGUGGGUCUCGGCGUGGGUCCAAUGGGAGUCGUUGCCCCCGGCGUCGGGGUUCCUCUGCCAGGAGAGACCAACGUGGGGAUGUUCAUAGAGGAGCACAAGAGACGCGCGGACAGCGAUCCCAACGCGCCGCCUUUUGAUGACUUGCGCAACUACGCGUACGAGGGCGGCGGCAGCACUGCUGGAUCUUUAUCGUCGCUUGCUUCUGGUACCGACGACGAGACACACGAGUACGACUACCUGGGUGCCUGGGGUCCUCGCUUCGACAAGUUGGCUGAUCUGUACGGGCCUGACAUGGACGAACAGCUGUAGAUGCCGUUACCCCGUAACCCAGCGCGUUUUGUGCUAAUUUAGUCAAUUGUCUCCCACUCUCCUACCCAUAAGCCACUGUAAAACUACUUUCUCAGGAGCGUCAUUCCUCCACGUACCCUCAAAAUCUUAUUUUGUACAUAGACAGCCAGGCGUCACAACGAUGACGCCUCGCGUGACUUAUUAUUCUUAUCAAUUUUAUAUGACUUUAUUUGUAGUAGAAAUGAUUAGCUUAAGAACUUGUUUAAGAUACCUAUUUAAUUGCGUCGUUUGUAUAAUGUUUGAACGUAUAUCUUCACUAAAUAUUUGAUAUAAGUUUUUAUUAAAUUAGCCAUAGGUAUUAUGAGUCAGUAUUUUAUUGGAAGUUACUGAAAUAAGCGGAUUUCUGCCGGAGGGCCAGAGGUGAAUUUGAUUGGUGGGUGUUUGUAGAUAGUGUGCUAUAAAUGUGAAUAAUUUAUACGAGUAUUUUGUAAGUCCACAGCUUUACGUGAUAUCACAUAAAUAUUGGCCCUUCUGCAUAAAAUCACUAAUACUUACUUAGUAUAAAAGAAUAUGUUAUAUUUUAUAAAUAAUAAUAAAGUUAGAUAAAACUGUCUAUUCGGACAAGGAGUUUACAAUGCUCAUUUGAAAUGUGAAAUGUAAAAGGGGUAUGUAAAUACGAUAAUAACAAAAGGCAACCCCGUAAUCCUUAGUAAAAUAUGAAAAAAAAAACAUACUUACGUGUCUAAAUUGUAAGCGAACUGUACAGUAACUGGUGUUCCUCUCCUAAUGUCUCAGAGUAGUUCUAGCAAAUAAGAAUAAUCUGAAAAUAGCUAUGGUCUACUCAUCUUACUGUAGGUAUUGUAAUCAGAACUCUGUUUUCAUUUGAUUUGUGUGUGGAUUAGAAUGACUGCAUCUGAAUGAGAGCGAGACUGAAUGUGUGGGUAAAAUUAUGUUUGUUGAACUAAUUUUUAUGUACGUAUAUGUUUGGGUGUAUGGGCGUAAAUUAAUUUACGAAUAUGGUGUGGUUGGGUGAGUGCGUCGCGAGUCUCUCAUGACAUUGCGUUAAAAUAAAUGGAGGGACUGUGCCAAUUUAUUAGCAUUAUAUGACGCAGCUAAUGACGGUAGAUUUAAGUGUUUGCACUUUAUUUAUUCGUAUGUUUAAAUAUAAUAUUAGUCGCACCUAGGAAAAUAUCAAUAACUUAUUAAGAGUGUUGUGCUAGAUAUUAUCCUACCGAAAUUGACGUGAGAUAGUUAAUGAAACCUUUAGAAGUCACUAAUUUAUAAAGUUACGAUUAAGAAUUUAUAGUAAAAUAAUUAAAUAAUUAUACAGUUUCUGGAAACUGUCUCACAUCGAUAUCGUAUUACGAUCAGUGUACAUUUUAGAAUAUACUGAAUUGCGUUAAAAUGACUGAUUUUAUUAUGCGUUUAAAUGCCUAAGAUUUUGUAGAUUCGGUUAUUUAAUUAUAAACUUGAACUACCUUAUUAUAAGGUCACCCAUUAGUUUGCACUAAAGAAAACUAUUAUUCAAUACAUCAAUAUUAAAGCAAUUCUCGUUAAUUACUAUUCGUGUAAGUAGACAUAAACCUAGUUAGUCACGGUUUUCAUUAUCAUUUAAGUUUUAAUAUCAUUACACUGCCAGUAUCAUACAUAUAGACGAAUUACGAUAGUUGAUUCGGUCCGAUUUUAUAUUUCAGUCUUUACAACUUUUUGUAUUGUGAGUUUUUUGAACUGUUUAUAACGAGAUACUUUAACCAUAACUUUCCGCUCAAUAGACUCCAAUCUUCCACUGUCAGCUCUGUCGCGUCUUGCGUGUUGUAAACUCUACUCUAACCCGUAGGUUACGGCCGUUCUGUAAUUAUCGUAUGAAUUUAUGUGUCACCUGCGUUCUUAUUUACUUUUAUCGUAACUGUAUCUUGUUUCUGCUAUGUUACAAUGUCAUUUUUGUUACCAAUGUGUCUCGAACUCUCUUCAGCUAUAUAUUUUUUUGGACAGUUAUAGUCAUCUUGAACGAUUUUUAUGUUAACGAGUAAAAAAAAGACAGCGACGCGAAGUCGCUACUCGUUUUAUUGACUUUAUAUUUAAUGCAGAACAGCAUUUAGCAGUUUUUAUUUGCUUUAAAAUUUCUAUUAUGAUACAUCAAGUUUUAUUCGAGCCUAAUUGGUUUAAAAUAAAAGUUUUCGAUAAUUCUAAAGAACCCGAGGCCGAAUAUCCAUAUCAGUAUUAUGUUCUUCCAAACUGUCUUUUGUUCGACCUACUCUUGCAAGUUGUGACCGAUGGCUUGUUUAUGCCUGUAAGUAUAUAUUUCUCACUAAAACGGCCUCUCUACGUGGGUAACAGCUGCAAGCGCCCGUGGCACUUUUUUACAUUCGGAUAUUAGAACUAGGAUACAAAUUAAGAGCACAGAGAAAACACUACAAGAUACGCUCUUGCAACGCACAUGAAAACAUCGUUCCCUUAUUAUAAUAAUGUCGUAAACUGCUACUUAGCUACAAAAUCUGCUUAAGUUUCCCUUCUGGCCAAUAACUAUACUGUAUGUUUGAACACAUGUUCCUUGUUUGGAAUAUCUUUCUGUGCAAUCGUUUGUUUACGAUAGAGGCGAACGAAGUAGUUUCGAGUUUUUAGUAAAUCCACCAACACUAUUAACUAUUGUCACUUGUUUCGAACAACGAAACGUGUUAUGUCUACAUUGUGAACUAGAAACUAAAUCCGAACACAGUGUUACCGCUUAAAUUACACUCGGAGUAAACAAUGCGCUAAUUUUUACCACGUUUACAAAGAAGUUUCUUUCGGAACCACCAAGUUAAACAAAUGUAAUUUUAAAUUAAAAAGUAACUUCUACUUCGGAAUCGAUCACAUGUGGUGAUGUACUUUCUAGUUUCUAUGAAUAUAAAUAUAUAAAUGUCUGCCUUUGCCUGGAUUUUCAUUAAUUCAUUAAACAAAGACAUUAAAGAGUAGGCGAAGCCUAAUUAUAUCAUCAACGAAAUCUCAUUAGAUUUCGUGCAUUCUACAUACUGGGAAGAAAUAAUUAAAAUUUGUAUGUAGUUUAAUUCAGUUUUCAUAUUUCAUAUAUAGGCAGAAAAUCUGAUUUCCACUUCGACAUAUGACAGCCGAUUCACGCUUUAAAUUGAUUGAAUUUUUCUUUGCAUCGUAUUCCAUCGAUCGGAAUCAAUCCUUUUUAUCAGGAAUACCUACAAUUUCGAUUUUUUUGGGUAAUCAAACAGCUGAACGUGACCUAUCAGUAUUUUCAAGACUGUUGGCUCUGUCAGGUAGACAGGACGCAAGGGAUAUAGACGUGAUUAUGUAUAUGUGUAAAUUUUAAAUUGAUAAUUUUUAUUUUAAAAAUCUUGGUUUAAUAUCUCAUAACAUAACACGGAUAUAGACACACCUAAAACAUAAAUAUUAUCAUUUGUAUUAUUUGGUGGUUCCGACAAAGUAAUGCACGAAACUUGAUCACAGAGCACAGAACCCCAGUACAAAUGUAAGAAAUGUUCGACACCGCACUCAACUACCGGUGCACUUGUGUAUUUUAUUUUAAGACAUUACAUUAUAGUUAUGUUUUGUUUCAACUGUGAUUAUUUAGUUGUACAACUCUGACGAUUACA
Amyelois transitella is the source of this 12905-nucleotide messenger RNA. RefSeq names its product neural-cadherin (gene CadN). The transcript has 22 exons. Gene Ontology annotation, molecular function: cadherin binding; calcium ion binding. Gene Ontology annotation, biological process: multicellular organism development; cell-cell junction assembly; calcium-dependent cell-cell adhesion. The record is from RefSeq and is a predicted model, not a curated record. NCBI's taxonomy places the organism in Eukaryota, Metazoa, Arthropoda, Insecta, Lepidoptera, Pyralidae. Gene Ontology annotation, cellular component: adherens junction; plasma membrane; catenin complex. Bases 124 to 9324 code for a protein of 3066 amino acids.